AUGUCUCCACCAAUGAGUAUUCCUCCGAGUCGAUCUACCCUGGUAGACAAUCAACCUCCUCGCCCAAGGCUGGAAAAUGACUUUCGACGUGACAGCCACGAUUCUGAUCAAGGAAAAGCUGCGCCUCUACCAUUACUCUAUCCUCCAACUCCACUUCCCCCAGUGAUCUUGCUCGAAGGCCGAACGAAGGAUAAGGUCACCCAGCGCAUUCUUGAGGAAGAGGAUCUUGAAUCGCUGGAGAAGGCGAAGAUCAAAGAAAUUGAAGAAAGUAAUGGAUGGAGGUUCACUAGUGAUACGGCGGGAAAAAUGUAUUUAAAAAUUCAGGAUAAGCAUAAAAGCAUCUUCAUCGCAUGCAAUGACUUUGCAAGAGAGUGUAAGGAAGCGAUCCAAUCAGCCCCACGAGCUGAUUCGCGAGUGGAUUCGAAGAGGAAAGGGGCUUCAGCUCCUAGUCUUAGUAUCUUGCUGACUCCGGAAAAGAAAGCACAGCAUCUGAAGAGAUUGACUACAUUAUUGACGUCAAAGAACAGACAUGCCCAGUACUGGACAGUCGAAGAUCUUCCCAAUGAAUGGCUCAAGAUUGACAAUGAGGCUUUGUGUUCAAAAGAAGACCGAGCGGUACUGAUUGAGAAGGUCGAUAAGAAGAAAAAAGCCCUUGAGAAGUCGAAGCCUGGGGGCAAGGUAGAAGAUGGAAAGUCUAAAGAAGGACACAGACUUCCAAUAAACGACGUGAGAAGAACAAGUGAUGAUAGGCAAAGAGAACGUCGUCAAGGGCCCGUAAAUAAGUUCGAACUUGAAGGAGUGAUCGAUAAUGGGAUGCGAAGAAGCAGUAGAGAAAAACUUGAUGGGAGAGCUCAUGAGGGACGCCGAGUGCCAGAAGAUGAGCUCGAAAAGGCAAAAAUGAUAUCCAAAGAUAGGACAAGAAUCCAUGACACAAAGGUCGAUGGGAGAAUCAAAAACAUACAGCAAGCACCAAUAAGUGGGGUUGGAAAGGAGCAGACUGUUGUUGAGAAACCAAGAGGUAAUACUAGGACGGAAAUCGAUGAAACAUCCAAUGAAGGACGUCGAGUGUCAGAAGAUGAAGCCGCGAAGACAAGGACGGCCAUUGCUGAGGAUUCCAGACCUCAUGGCAGAAAAGAAUUGGAUGAGAAAUCCAAAGGGGAACGUCAAGUGUUAGGAGAUGAGAUUGCAAAGAAAAAAUUGGUUCCCGGCAACAGGCCGAGAGCUGGUCACCCAGAAGUCGAUGGGAGACUCAAGAAUACACACCGAGCGCCAAUGAACGGUGAUCAAAGGGGACAGAUCCUUGUCGAGAAACUUAAAGCUGGUAGCAAGGUCGAGGAUGAUGUUAAUUCUAAUGAAGGUAAUAUACUACCUAAUAAGAGGCAUGGCUCAGCCGCAAUAGAUGAAGUCGGAAAUAGACGGGCAGUGGCGGUGGAUAAGUCAAGAAUUGCUAAAGUAGAAAGUGAUUGGAGAUCCAAAGAUAAUAAUCACCUGCUACCUAAGAAGAGACAUGGAAGUCAGUAG
Molecule: messenger RNA, 1521 nt
Organism: Botrytis porri
Lineage: Eukaryota; Fungi; Ascomycota; Leotiomycetes; Helotiales; Sclerotiniaceae
Exons: 1
Coding region: 1-1521 (506 amino acids)
Source: RefSeq, a predicted model, not a curated record